AUGCGGAAGGAAAAAAAUGGAAAAUCUAACAACUACUGGAAAGAUUGCAGAGAAAAAAGAUCGCAAUCAACAAUAAAUAACCUUUGUAAAGUCCUUGUGUCACUUAUUGAAUUAUUGAGUAUCACUAUAUUUCAACUUCUACAAAUUAAUCACGUUGAUACUGGCUUCGAUAUUGACAAGCAAAGUGAAGCACGAAGUCUGAUUCCGGCAACUGUCGGUAAAUAUAACGCCAAACGAUGUCUGCGUCAGUUAAGUGCCUUCAAGUCUGUGUGGCUAUAUUAUGCAUACUACAAUUGUGCUCUUACCUUAAGAAUAAACACAAACAAGACAGACAUAGCUAACAUUGUCGUAACUCAGAUGCCGAACAAUGCAGCGGCCAACCUGGUUGGGCAAAAGUUCAACGACAGCAUGCCCAAAUAUAAAAAUGAUUCAUUGGCACGUGAAUACAUCGACAGCAUUCAGAAUGGGUUUACUUGCUGCGGAUAUAAUGGCUACAAAGAUUGGAGUAAUUUGCCACAAUUUAAAUCGGGUGAGUUGCCAGGGAGCUGUUGCACCAAUUUUACUGGAAAGUUCGACGGCUGUAAUUACCUUUCCCAAAACGAAAGCUACUACUAUCAAGUGGCCUGUAUAACUCCAAUUCAAUCCAAUCUGAAAGCCAUUCUCUUCGGCUUUGGAAUCAUCUCAAGCAUAACUGCCGGAGCUUUGCUUAUAACUCUGAUUCUGGCUUCUUGCCUGGCCGACAAAAUGAGGAAAGAAUACAAUCCCGUUUAA
This is a messenger RNA of Helobdella robusta, 771 nucleotides long. RefSeq lists its product as hypothetical. Lineage: Eukaryota; Metazoa; Annelida; Clitellata; Rhynchobdellida; Glossiphoniidae. Gene Ontology annotation, cellular component: membrane. Bases 1 to 771 code for a protein of 256 amino acids. The transcript is spliced from 8 exons. The record is from RefSeq and is a predicted model, not a curated record.